Paralichthys olivaceus (Japanese flounder) is the source of this 1674-nucleotide messenger RNA. It is a transcript of the gene alg5, whose product is annotated as ALG5 dolichyl-phosphate beta-glucosyltransferase. Gene Ontology annotation, cellular component: endoplasmic reticulum membrane. The record is from RefSeq and is a predicted model, not a curated record. Lineage: Eukaryota; Metazoa; Chordata; Actinopteri; Pleuronectiformes; Paralichthyidae.
ACUUCCUCUUCACCGCUGUGUUCAGUUGUGAUUGGGGAGCGGAGUUUACGGAAGUGUCCGCAGACUAAUGGAGCCAUGAACAUCUCAUUUAGUGUUGACACCAUUUAAACAAACUGCAAAGUUCGUGUUUCUUGUGUAACCCGGGAACUCAGAGCCCGGGCGGCCUGACACUCAGCGAGGAGGGGACGAGCUAGCCUCUUAGCUAGGCGGUGUGUCAGUGGACGACUUGUGGAAAAUGGAUUUCCUCUGUGAUGUUCUUCAAGCUUUGGUCGCUUUAGCAGCUCUGUGUUUCAUUGUGGUGAUCAUUGUCGCACACGUCACUGCAGAGAUGGUGAAUCUAACACGCCACGAGAAGGAGAAAUACUUCCUGACCGCCUCAGGAGAGAAGGAGCCCUUCCCCAGCUUGCAUGAUCCCCAUUCCAGGGAGCUCUCGGUGGUCGUCCCCGCCUACAACGAGGAGUUCCGCAUGCCUGUGAUGUUGGAUGAAGCUAUGGAUUACUUGGAAAACAGACAGAAACAAACACCAUCUUUUACCUAUGAGGUCAUUGUGGUUGAUGAUGGCAGUAAAGACAAAACCACGGAGGUUGCUUUGCGAUACACUCGGAAGCACGGUGCAGAUAAAGUGCGUGUCCUGACGCUGGUGAAGAACAGGGGGAAAGGAGGAGCUGUGCGAAUGGGAACUCUGAGCUCCAGGGGUAAAGUCAUUCUCAUGGCCGAUGCUGACGGCGCCACUAAGUUUUCCGACAUUGACAAAGUGGAGGCAGGACUUAAAGACGUUGAGCCUAAACUGGAAAACAUGGCGAUUUCCUGUGGUUCCAGAGCUCACCUGGAGAAAGAUUCUGUAGCUGAGCGAUCAGCGUUUCGUACAUUCCUCAUGUACGGCUUUCACUUCCUGGUGUGGUUCCUCUGUGUGAGAGGCAUCAAGGACACACAGUGCGGUUUCAAGCUUUUCACUCGGGAGGCUGCACUCAAGACCUUCUCUUCUCUCCAUGUAGAGCGAUGGGCUUUUGAUGUGGAGCUCCUGUACAUUGCACAGUGUUUUAAAAUCCCCAUAGCAGAAGUGGCGGUCAACUGGACUGAAAUAGAAGGGUCCAAGCUGGUCCCGUUUUGGAGCUGGCUGCAGAUGGGUCGAGACCUGAUUUUCAUCCGCCUGCGCUACUUCACCAGAGCCUGGAAACUGGAGUCGCCUCAGAAGACUGACUAGCCGGUCAGACAGGCCGGUAUCCCAGAGACAGCCUUUGAUAGGGCCAUCAAACCUUUUGGAUGAGGUGGGAUAAACAACCGUGUCUGUCGUACGCUGUAAUCAAGUACAGUUUGCCACAGUCUUCUCCUUUCCAAAUGUCACGGGAGGGGAAGUAAAGACACAGUUGUGGGUUCCUCGUGCUCCUGCCUUUAUUUGAAUAUUCUGAUAUCGGCUUGUGAUGGCCCCUGUUACACGCACACUUCUGUCGCCGCGGCUCACAGAAUGUCCGUAUGAAUGAACCAUGUUUUUUUUGUGGCCAAUCAGGAGUGAGUGACAAGGACUCGUAGGAAAUGUGAUCAUCUGAUAUUCUGUGCGUCAUGAUUAGACUGAAUGUUGUUACUGUUUGUGAGAUUGUCAAAAGGGAGGGACUGUGAGGAAACGUGUCAGUGGGAUGGAUGAUUUAAACAGAAAUAAAAAAAAUAUCAAUGAUU